UUUUAUCUUCUCUUCUUCAGCCCGCUCCACUGUCCCAUGUCCCUUCUCUCUUCUUCUAAUUUCGGUCGUCGGAGAACUUCUUAUCCGCCGCCGGAGCCAAUGAAGCUCAAAAUUGGGUCAACUCAUGGAGAGAAAGUGCUCCAAGCUUUACAGUCGAGAAAGAUAUCACGUAGUCACCAACUGUGCUGGAGAUGAAAGCCGGCAACAACGUUGCCGGAGGAAGCUGAAGAACCCCGCCAUGAUGCCGCCCAAACUUCCCUCUUCGCCAUCUCCGGUUUUACAUUCCCUUUAUUUGCUCGAUCGGAAGAAGAAUAGAAAUGACGGCAGUUUGGGGCGGAAUAAGAAAGAAGGGAGAAGAAUUGAAGGUCUGGAUGGAUGCAUCGGGAAGAAGUCGGGAGAACGAAAGUACGUAGAGGGAGAAGGGAAGAGGUGGGCCAGAAGAAAGAGACGGAAAAGAAAAGAAAAAAAGGUGACAACUCUGGGAGUACGUAUAUCGUACACUCGGGUGUACGGGUGAGAACCGUACAUCCGGACUUCUUUUUAAAUUUCUUAAGCUUCAGGGCCUGUUUGUUAAUGGCUACAAUGGCUGAAAAGACUGAAAAGACUGAAAUGGCU
Molecule: messenger RNA, 615 nt
Organism: Cuscuta epithymum
Lineage: Eukaryota; Viridiplantae; Streptophyta; Magnoliopsida; Solanales; Convolvulaceae
Source: the annotation of a GenBank genome assembly